Messenger RNA from Cynoglossus semilaevis (tongue sole), 7736 nucleotides. It is a transcript of the gene nrxn3a, whose product is annotated as neurexin 3a. The record is from RefSeq and is a predicted model, not a curated record. NCBI's taxonomy places the organism in Eukaryota, Metazoa, Chordata, Actinopteri, Pleuronectiformes, Cynoglossidae.
GGUGAUGAUGGUGAUGAUGAUGAUGAUGAUGAUGAUCCUACACACUGUAGGAUCUGUAGGUCCACGUUUACAGCCAGUGUCACAUUUGUCAGUUUUACAAAUGAUGAGUAAAGGAGUGUCGGCUGAAAACACGUGACCGAGCCGCUCCUUCCCACUGAAGAGUCAGGCUGUCAAACCCCCGACCACUGCGCACCCCAAAGCCUCGGGAACACGGGUGUGUACGUGUGCGUUCCGACCGUGUGCCUUUAAAUGGCGUGUUCUGGCGCUGAGUAGAGGGCGGACCCGAGUGGCGUGCGUGUGCGCGCGCCUCCCCGUGUGCAUCUGCGUGCGUGUAUUUGUGUUUGUGUGUGUCAAAGUGUGUGCGUAUUUGCGCGCCCGGGGCUGUGCGCCUCUCGCUUGCAGCCGCUGCAAGUCGCACGGGAGCGACCAGCGGCUUUUGUGCGUAUGAUGCGCCGUGGUCGACGCACCUGUGCGCACAAUAAACCCAGCCCGGUACCGACUGGUUCCCCCCUCCCGCCACUGCCACCCAACCCCCUCCACCGUCCCCGCUCCUCCGCUUCGAACCAACAUCAGCGCCAGCACCGGGAGCACCUGGGAAAACGCACCUUUUUGGAUUUAAAAGACAACAACUAAAGUGCGCCGCCUGUCUGGACUUUAACUGCUGGAUUCUUUACAGCUGGUGGUCUGUGGAACUCAGUGAUGGAAGAGCCAGAGUCCUGUGGACUCAGAGACACCUCCCAGCAGACAACAUGAAGGAGGAACUGAAACUCACCGUGACAAAGAUAGAGGACCAUCCUGUCAGAACAUGCACGAUGAGUCUUCAUAGCAUCUAUUCUGAAGAGUAGAAAACAAAACAAAAGAAGAAAACCACCUCCCCUCUUACUGGUCCCAGACCUGCUCAGUGGAGGACAAGAACCAUUCCUCAAACAGCACCACCCUAAUGUGACUGACCUUUAGACUGUUCACUGCAACGACUGUUCUCCUCUUACUGCCCUUUUCCCUUUUUCUAUAAAUAUUUCUAUAUACACAUAUAUAUAUACAUAUAUUUAUCUGUACUUAUUGCUUAUAAAACUCUAAAAACUCUUAGAAAACUCUCUUAGAUUCAGUCUGUCCACACCUGUCUUAUAAUCUGACUGAAUUCUCUCGCGUACCUUUUUGGAUGAAUUAAUCCCUUGCAGCUAUGGAUCUUCUAAGUAUUUCUAUCAGACUCCAGUUGUUCCUCAGCACGUGUCUGGGACUGGAAUUUUUAGGCACGCCGGGUCAGUGGGCACGCUACCUCCGCUGGGAUGCCAGCACCCGUGGUGACCUCACCUUCCAGUUCAAGACGGACGCCUCAGAGUCGCUCAUGCUGUACUUCGACGACGGCGGCUACUGUGACUUUUUCCUGCUGUCGGUGGUGGAGGGCCGACUGCAGCUGCGCUUCAGCAUCGACUGCGCUGAGGCCACGGUGGUGUCCGACAGACGGGUGGACGACACCAACUGGCACGUUGCCACUUUGGGCAGGUAUAACCUGCGCACAGUGCUGGUGUUGGACGGCCAGGCCAAAGCCGACGAGGUGCGACCUCAGCGCCAGUUCAUGAAAAUAGUCAGCGACCUGUUCCUGGGCGGAGUACCUCAGGAUAUCCGUCUCGGCGCACUCACACUGCCCACAGUGCGGAACAUGCAGCCCUACAGGGGCACCAUCACAGACCUCAAAUAUGGCAUGUCACAGCCCGUGUUACUGGGAAGCUUUAAGGUGCCCCUGGAGUCAGAAGGCUGGUGCACUGUGAACCCUUGUGAAAAUGGUGGGAUGUGCUCGCUGGUGGAUGGAGAGCCCGUAUGUGACUGCUCCAAGACAGCGUACAGAGGUCGUUUCUGCAGAGAAGAAGUCGUCAAUAAUAUGCCAGGCCUUGCACAUAUGAUGGCAGAACAAGCUAAAAGCAAAGCAAGGGAAGAAAAUGUGGCCACGUUUCGUGGCUCAGAAUACUUCUGCUACGAUCUGUCCCAGAACCCCAUCCAGAGCAGCAGUGAUGAAAUUACACUCUCUUUCAAGACGUGGCAGCGCAACGGCCUCAUCCUUCACACCGGCAAGUCAGCUGACUAUGUCAACCUGGCGCUGAAAGACGGCGCCGUCUCUCUGGUCAUCAACCUGGGGUCUGGAGCCUUUGAGGCCAUCGUGGAACCUGUCAGCGGGAAGUUCAACGACAAUGUAUGGCACGACGUCAAAGUGACUCGCAACUUACGACAGGUUACGAUCUCAGUGGAUGGGAUUCUGACGACCACAGGUUACACCCAGGAAGACUACACCAUGCUGGGAUCAGACGACUUCUUCUAUGUGGGCGGCAGCCCCAGCACCGCGGACCUGCCGGGGUCUCCAGUCAGCAACAACUUCAUGGGCUGUCUGAAGGAGGUGGUGUAUAAAAACAACGACAUCCGACUGGAAUUGUCGCGGCUUGCUCGAAUCGUGGACCCGAAGAUGAAAAUCCAGGGCGAUGUGUCGUACAAAUGUGAGAACGUGGCCACGUUGGACCCUAUUUCUUUUGAGACUCCGGAGGCCUACAUCAGCCUUCCCAAGUGGAACACCAAGCGGAUGGGAUCCAUUUCCUUUGACUUCCGCACCACAGAGCCCAACGGCCUCAUACUGUUCACCCACGGCAAACCCCAGGAGCGCAAAGACGCGGCCCGCAGCCAGAAGAACACCAAGGUGGAUUUCUUUGCAGUAGAACUGUUGGAUGGCAGCCUGUAUCUGCUGUUAGACAUGGGCUCAGGAACUAUUAAGGUGAAGGCUACACAGACGAAGGUCAACGAUGGUGCCUGGUAUCAUGUGGACAUCCAGAGAGAUGGACGCUCAGGCACCAUCUCUGUCAACAGCAGGAGAACUCCGUUCACAGCCAGUGGUGAAAGUGAGAUUCUGGAUCUGGAGGGAUUCAUGUACCUGGGUGGGCUUCCCACCGACCGCACCAACCUCAUCCUGCCCACCGAACUCUGGACAGCGAUGCUCAAUUACGGCUACGUGGGCUGCAUCCGUGACCUUUUCAUUGACGGUCGAAGCAAAGACAUCCGUCAGAUUGCCGAGGCACAAAAUGGCGCCGGCAUCAAACCCUCGUGCAACAAGCAGCCGGGAAAGCAGUGCGAGAGCUACCCCUGCAAGAACCGAGGGGUCUGCAAAGAAGGCUGGAAUCGAUUCAUCUGUGACUGCACCGGGACUGGAUACUGGUCACGCACGUGUGAGAGAGAGGCUUCUAUUCUGUCCUACGACGGCAGCAUGUACAUGAAGGUGGUGAUGCCCAACAUCAUGCACACGGAGGCCGAGGACGUCUCGCUGCGGUUCCGCUCUCAGCGAGCCUACGGCCUUCUGAUGGCCACCACCUCCCGAGACUCGGCCGACACACUCCGAAUGGAGCUGGACGGCAGUAGAGUGAAACUCACAGUCAACCUAGACUGUAUCAGGAUAAACUGUAACACCAGCAAGGGACCGGAGACGCUGUAUGCUGGGCAAAAGCUCAAUGAUAAUGAAUGGCAUACGGUGCGUGUGGUGCGCCGCGGCAAAACCUACAAGCUAACGGUUGACGAUGAUGUAGCAGAAGGCCAAAUGGUGGGUGACCACACUCGUCUGGAGUUCCACAACAUCGAGACAGGCAUCAUGACAGAGCGCAGGUUCCUUUCUACCAUUCCCUCCAGCUUCAUUGGUCACCUGCAGAGCCUAAGAUUUAACGGCAUGCUCUACAUCGACCUGUGCAAGAACGGUGACAUUGACUAUUGUGAGCUAAAUGCACGCUUUGGGGUUCGUUCCAUUAUUGCCGACCCCGUCACCUUUAAAUCCAAGAGCAGCUACCUGAGUCUGGCCACCCUGCAGGCCUACACCUCCAUGCACCUGUUUUUCCAGUUCAGGACCACGUCUCCAGAUGGCUUUAUCAUUUUUAAUUCUGGAGAUGGCAACGACUUCAUUGCUGUAGAGUUGGUUAAAGGAUACAUUCACUAUGUGUUUGACCUCGGGAACGGGCCCAAUCUCAUCAAGGGCAAAAGUGAAAGGGCUCUGAAUGACAACCAGUGGCACAAUGUGGCCAUCACCCGCGACAACAGCAACACCCACACACUCAAAGUAGAUGCUAUAGCCACAAGCCAGAGCAUCAACGGAGCCAAAAACCUGGACCUAAAAGGUGAUUUGUUUAUCGCAGGACUGGGCCCAGGCAUGUAUGGAAGCCUGCCAAAACUAGUGGCCUCCAGAGAGGGCUUUCAGGGCUGUCUGGCCUCAGUCGACCUCAACGGUCGCCUGCCCGAUCUCCUCAACGACGCCCUGUUCCGCAGCGGACAGAUCGAGCGUGGAUGUGAAGGUCCCAGCACCACCUGUCAGGAAGAUUCCUGUGCCAAUAUGGGCAUUUGUAUCCAGCUGUGGGAGAACUACAACUGUGACUGCUCCAUGACCUCCUACACUGGCACCCAGUGUAAUGACCCUGGAACAACGUACAUCUUCGGCAAAGGCGGAGGCCUCAUUACGUUCAACUGGCCGGCCAAUGAGAGGCCAAGCACCAGGACAGACAGGCUGACUGUUGGCUUCAGCACUUCUCUGAAGGACGGCAUCCUGGUUCGGAUCGAUAGCGCACCUGGUCUGGGGGACUAUCUCAUGUUGCACAUACAACAAGGGAAAAUUGGCGUCACGUUCAACAUCGGCACGGUGGAUAUCAGUGUGACGGAGAGCAGUACCCCAGUGAAUGAUGGGAAGUACCACGUUGUCCGUUUCACCAGGAAUGGCGGCAAUGCGACGCUGCAGGUGGAUAACUGGUCGAUCAACGAGCACUUCCCAACAGGGAACAGUGACAUUGAACGCUAUCAAAUGGCCAAUAAGAAAAUUCCUUUCAAAUACACCAGACAAGUAGACGAGUGGCUACAAGAGAAAGGACGGCAGCUGACGAUAUUCAACACUCAAGCCAAGGUGGCGAUUGGUGGAAGUGACCGUGGUCGGCCUUUUCAGGGCCAACUCUCUGGCCUUUACUAUGAUGGGUUGAAGGUGUUGAGCAUGGCUGCUGAGGGCAACCCUAACAUCAAGAUCAAUGGCAGUGUGAGGUUGGUUGGUGAUGUGCCCAGCGGCUCUGCCAGAUCCACAGCCCUGCCCCCAGAUUUAUCCACGUCCUUCAUUGAGACCACCACCAUGAUGUCUACCACUACUACAAGGAAACACAGAUCCUCUUCAACCGUACAGCACACGGCAGAUGAGAUAGGGUCCUCCGCAGAGUGUUCAAGCGACGACGAAGACCUGGAGGAGUGUGAAACUGGCCAUGCAGGAGCUGAGUUAGUCAUCCCAGUACAAGGACCCAUUAGCCCUACCCCUGUAGCUUCUCGUGCACCCUCCAUUCCCACUCCCCUUACCCACCACCUACUCUUCACCAUUAUUGAGACCACCAAAGAGUCCCUGUCCAAGACCACUGAGGCGGGGGUACCUUGCUUGUCGGAUCGAGGCAGCGAUGAUUGUGAUGAUGAUGGCAUGGUGAUAUCGGGGUAUGGCUCUGGGAACGCAUUCAAGUCUAACCUGCCCCCUACUGAUGAUGAAGAUUUAACGACCUUCUACUUGGUAACAGAUAAGACCUUGUCCACAUCAGGAUUUGAAGGUGGCAACAAAGCUGAGACAUCCAAGACUUUUAGACUAAACAAACCAUCAAUCUUCAGAAGCAAUAGGACUACUGCUACCACCAUACCACUAACCGCCGACCAGAGCCUCACCACCGCCACCUCUGCCUCUGCCGCAACCUUCCACAAUGCUCCGGCCAAAAAAGCCGGCCAGAAUAAACACAAGCUAAAACCCCAGCCCGACUUAAUGUUGCUUCCAUUGCCCACAUCCUUUGAAGUAGACAGCACCAAGCUGAGGGGCCCAUUAAUAACCUCCCCAAUGUUCCAUAAUAUACCCACAGCACCCCCCACAGAGCCAGGCGUCAGGCGAGAUCCAGGGCCCUCAGAAGUGGUCCGUGAAUCUAGCAGCACCACCGGGAUGGUCAUCGGAAUAGUGGCGGCCGCUGCCCUGUGCAUCCUCAUCCUUCUCUAUGCCAUGUAUAAGUACAGGAACAGAGAUGAAGGCUCCUACCAGGUGGACGAGAGCAGGAACUACAUAACCAACUCAGCUGUGCAGAGCAAUGGCGCUGUAAUGAAGGACAAACACCAGAGCUUGAAAGGCAGCAACAAGAAACAGAAAAACAAGGAUAAGGAGUACUACGUGUGACUGACACUCUUGCAAAGAGUAAAGGAAAGAGAGCACUACGAGAACAUUUAUUUCCUUGUGAGGAGCUUUGACAAAUGAUGGUAUAAUAUGGAACUUAAAUAUUCUUAUACUGUGCACAGUAGUUGGACUGAUGACAUGUACUGUAAUAUAAAGCACACUUACAGCUGUAAGCAUAAAGACGAGGAUAAAUAGCAACUUUAGAGAUCUCACUCUUCUAUCUGGUCAGAGACAGUAUCAGUAUAUUUCGGUAUAUUUCACAGCUACGCCACUCUCCUAAGUGACUUUUAGAGCUAUAUGAUCCUUGGCAUCAAAGAAAAAAAAAUCUUUUUGUAUAAUUGUUAAAUGCAAAAGGCUCAUAAUAUUCUACAUUUCCAGCAUGUAUGCCACAUGUAGUGCUUUAAAAUGAAGGGGCCAGGCACAUGAUCACUGUAAAAUUAAAAAAAGGACUACUGUGUCAAAAGAUAAGAUUUAUAUGGUUUAUACAUAAUACACAUGUGGUGUCUUACUUUUUUUUUUUUGCUUUGAGCAAAAAGAAGAAAAAGAAAAAAAAAGAACAGCCAAAAGAAAAAAAAGAAGUACUUAAUACUGCAUAACAUGUGGAAAUCACUACGGGCAGAUUCUUUUCUGCUGACUUUGUUCCACCACAACUAUUCUCAUAAUCAUACGCAGAGUCAGUGUCCACUCUGUGGGAGCAAGUGGCAGGUUCUGUUACUAAGAAGUGACUGGUUUUACAAUGCAUGUGAUUCUAACUCUACAGUAAGGUAUGGUAAAGGUCAGUAUGGAGUGUUUAACUCGGACCAUGUUCUCUUUAAUGCCAAAAUUGUUCUUUGUCAUCAGAUCGGAACUCAUCCCCCUCAUUUAGUAUCCUUCAAACUGCUACCAACGGGAAAAAAUAAUCACCAUCUUUUAUUGCAAAGGUCUAUUGUUGGUUCAUAACCAGUGGUGGUUUUCUGUUCUGGAGAAAAACGUUUGUUGGUCAAUUGCCUAUUAUCCUUUCUUUUCCUAGGAGGUGACUGGAGGAAAAACAAAUGCAGUACUACAACUGUUAACAAAUGUGUAUACAAAAAUAAAUCAGAUGUUUAAAGUGUGAAUUUUAUCUGCUGUCACAGUCAGCUGUGUCGAAAAAAAUCAAGAAAUUUGUUUACAUAUUUUAUUACACACUAGCCGUUGUACUUUGUAGGUAGAAAAUUGUACAUAUAUCAUGACAGUUGUAAUUUUUUAGUACCUCUAUUGUACAUACAGAAAAUAUGAUUUAUCAGCGUAUUUGACAUGAUGAAAUCUAUUACCUGUUAAUUUACAUGGAGAAAGACUUUAAUCAGAAUGUGGAGAAUCAUAUUGAUAUUCAUAAAGAAUAAAAAUGUAUUGUUAGCCUAGAGAUCUAAACACAGAUGUUUCUAAAGUUGCAUGAAUAUUUAACUACUUACAGUUGUCCAACAAAUACAAGGUGCCCUUCCUUCUGUAUCAUGGCUUUAUUGUUCUGAGUUCCACUAGUGUCAUUUAUUUUUGAAUAAAGAAUAAAGUCAGAGUUAUGACAAAGAUUGAAAGU